Molecule: messenger RNA, 4006 nt
Organism: Solea senegalensis (Senegalese sole)
Lineage: Eukaryota; Metazoa; Chordata; Actinopteri; Pleuronectiformes; Soleidae
Product: seizure 6-like protein
Exons: 17
Coding region: 1-2805 (934 amino acids)
Biological process (GO): synapse maturation
Cellular component (GO): neuronal cell body; endoplasmic reticulum
Source: RefSeq, a predicted model, not a curated record
AUGGAUGGUGUGAAGGAGAAGGAGAAGGAGCUCACAGAUGAAGCCAUCUGCUCAUCUGAGCUGGUCAUGCCUGGCUGCAAUAAAGAAGUCCCCACAGUCGUCCCCUUUACCCCGUCCCCAGUGGUGACACCGGGGAACACAAAAGAAAGCAGCACCAAAGGCAAAAGUUCCAGCGCUGCGGCCGGAGAUCUGCUGCACUCAGUGCUCACUCAAAAAGGACGACUUGUCUCCCAGAGAGGGGAGCUCCUCCCCUCUGCUCUGCCGCAGAACCUGCUCCCUCUUCUGGGCAGAGGUCUCAGCAUCAGCUCCCUCCCUGGAAGCCAUUCCCUGGAGCAUCAAGGUGGCGGAUUACUGAGGAAGAUAAAAGCCCAAGCAUCAGCUGCCGUGUCAGGCCGAGGCAACGAGCCGACCGCGCCCCCUCCCAAGGACACACACUCGUCUGCACCGCACACACAGACACACAAGACAAAGCAUGAGGCUGAGGUCACCACUGUGUCCGCCAUGCUGGAGGCGGACACUGAUGCUGGACCAUCUUCUUCAGCUGCACAGAGCUGCAUGGUGAAUUUCUCAGACCCGGAGGGAUACAUCGACUCGUUGGAUGACCCGCCUCUGCCCGACGGCAGCGUCUUACACUGCACCUACACAGUGACGGUGUACAACGGCUAUGGAGUGGAGCUGCAGGUGAAGAGUGUGAACCUGUCGGAGGGGGAGCAGCUCUCCAUCAGGGGCCUGGAUGAACGAGGGUCUCUGCUGGUGCUGGCCAAUCACACGCUGCUGGUGGAGGGUCAGGUGAUCCGCAGUCCCACCAACACGCUCUCUGUUUACUAUUGCUCUGCGCCAGAGGGAACCAUGGGCUUCUUCCAGCUGCACUAUCAGAUCUUCAGGCUGAGCUGUUCUCUGCCAAAAAGGCCUCAUUUUGGGGAAGUGUCUGUGCUGGACUUGCUCCCGGGAGGCACCGCCCGCUUUCACUGCCACAUGGGCUAUCACCUGCAGGGGGAGCCGUUGCUCACCUGCCUCAAUGCGUCCCUGCCCAUGUGGAGUGGCAAGGAGCCCAUUUGCAGAGCUCUUUGUGGAGGGACAGUGAAGAAUGCUACCAUGGGGAGAGUGUUGUCCCCGUCCCCCCACCAUGGACCUAAUGCCACCCAGGACUCCUCCUGUUCCUGGUCCCUGGAGGCACCUAAGGGCCAGAGGCUGCACCUGCAUCUGGAGAGACUGGCCUUAGGGCCCACUGACAGGCUGGUGUUGUGGAGCGGCCUGGACGCUGGCUCUGUCGUGCUGUUUGACUCGGGUCGUGGCGGACAGAUUCCCUUUGAGGGAGUGAUCAGCGAGGGUCCGGCUGUGAGGAUCCAGUUCAUCACUGAUCAGCCCAACCACAACACAGGAUUCAACAUCCGUUAUGAAGCUUUUGAACGCGGCCACUGCUACGAGCCGUACAUCCAGAACGGAAACUUCACCACUUCUGACCCGCUGUAUGGGGUCGGAGCCGUGGUUCAGUUCACUUGUGAUCUGGGCCACUCACUGGAACAGGGCCCCCCUGUCAUUGAGUGCAUCAGUGCAAGAGAUCCCUACUGGAAUGACACCGAGCCGCUGUGUAAAGCACAGUGCGGCGGCGACCUGACCGGUCCGGGAGGAGUAAUUCUGUCUCCCAACUGGCCCGAGUGGUACGGCGAGGGGGAGGACUGCAGCUGGAGGAUCCACGUCGAGGAGGACAAACGAGUGCUGCUGGAUGUACAACUACUAAACAUCAGUGACAGUGACAUGUUGACCAUCACCGAUGGCGACGAGGUAACAACGCGUAUCCUGGGACGCUACGUUGGAGGAAGCAGCCCCUUCAAGCUCUCCUCCACGACUCCUGACCUGACCAUCACCUUCCACUCUGACCCAGCGGGGCUCGUCUUUGGGAAGGGCGAGGGCUUCAUCAUUAACUACAUGGAGGUGUCCCGAAAUGACUCCUGUCCGGACCUGCCCGAGAUCCAGAACGGCUGGAAGACGACGUCCCACGUCGCGCCGGUGCGAGGGGCUCACAUCACCUACCAGUGUGAUCCUGGCUAUGACCUGGUUGGACGGGAAACGCUCAUCUGUCAGUUGGACCUCUCCUGGAGCUCACAGCCACCCUUCUGUGAAAAGAUCAUGUAUUGCUCAGACCCUGGCCACGUGGAACACUCCACCAGGUCUCUGUCAGACCCUAAACUCAUGGUGGGAACGACCAUUCAGUACAGCUGCAAUACUGGCUUCAUCCUGCAGGGCGGCGCCACCCUCACCUGCUACGGCCGUGAGCCAGGGACUCCCGUGUGGACGUCUCAACUUCCUCACUGUGUCUCUGAGGAGUCCGUUUCCUGUGAAAACCCUGGUCUCCCUGACGACGGCUACCAGGUCCUGUCCAAGAGGCUUUACCUGCCCGGAGAGUCGCUCACCUUUGUCUGUUACCAAGGUUACGAGCUCAUUGGCGAGGUUUCCAUCAAAUGUAUCCUUGGAAACCCGUCGUUCUGGAGCGGGCCACUUCCACUGUGCAGGGCCACCCGUAACUGCUUUGGCAACCAUGCUUUGGAAGUUGCAGAGGCGACUGCCGGCUCCACUCUGGAUGGAGGGAACAUAGCUCUGGUCGUCUUCGUCCUCAUCCUCUUGCUGUCUGUGUUGCUGGGAGGCGCCUACGUCUACGUCACGCGGUGCAGAUAUCACUCGAACCUCAGGCUUCCGCUCAUCUACCCUCACCCUUACCGACAGAUCACUGUGGAGACAGAGUUUGACAACCCUCUCUAUGAGACAGGAGGGCAGGACACUCGUGAAUAUGAAGUAUCGAUAUGAGAAGUUCCAUGAAAGACGUUUCUGAAACCGAGACCGACCGCCUCGUCCUAACUCUUCAUCCUCUCUCCCUUCCUCCUCCGCCCAGGAGCAGGCGGUGUAAAUACAGUUAGAUGACGUCCAGCCCCUCCUGCUGCGAGACGCAGAAAUCAAUCCCACUCUUUCCUCCUUUGACACGACAGUGUCUGACAACAUGGUGGGUUUUAUUUGGACGGGAGCUACAACAUUGUCACCUGGAGACGACGGGACAUGUAGGAUUAACUGAGAAUAAAAGACCUAAAAGAUCAUCAAGGAAUUGAAGGUAAUGAGAAACACAGAGAGUUGAGAGUUAAGGUAUAACAUGGCACAGGUGAGGAGUUACGGAGAGGAGAAAAGGAAGGAGUCGGGGACAAGGCACAGUGUUAGGAAUGUGAAAUGAAGACACAGAAGUAGUUUUUUUAAUUCAUAUUUUUGUUUUUCCAAUUUACACAAAGAAUCCUUGACUGGAAUAUGCCUCAGUUUUAUCAGUGGUGACUCUGUCAGAACCUCAUACAGUCACACAAUAAACGCUCACUUUAAGAGGAAUUUAUUGAAAAGUUUCCGUCUGAGAUGUUAUACAAACAAUAAACCUGGUAAUACCUGGUUUUAUUUCUUUGGCUUUUUAAUGUGGAAUGGUACAUGGUAAUGGUAUAUUUAUAUGAUUAUAUAUGACCAUUAUCAAUGCAGCAGCCUAAAACUAUGAAAAGUCACCACAGAUACCUUAUCACGACAUCACGAUAUCUAAAAUCUAAGACCAUAUUUGGUAUCGUGUCUUAAUAUAGGUAUAAUAUCCAUACAUUGCUCAGCCCUUGAGUCACACCAUUGCUCCGUGGGCCAGACGUAUGAACUGAUGAGUUGGAUUUCUGAACACGGCAACAUAUAAGCUGCCGUGUUUAGGAAAUAAAAGUGAGUGCUUCCUAAUCAGUCCAACACACUGUGUCUUGUCCUUGACCUCCCUCCUGUCUGCAGUCACCUCCAAGCCUUUUUUACUCCAGCUUCUCCACUUCUGGCUUCAGCUGCUGUAAAUUUGGUUUUUAAAUCCAUGACUUGCAGGUUGUGGAGGCUGCAGUGUGAAUAGCGUAGCUGUAGAGUCAACUGACCAACCGUCAAAUGCAAGCUCAAUCCACCCACCAGAUGAUGUAUUUAUUUUGAUGUACUGUAUAUGUGAUGUUUUAUGCAAAUUGAU